AUGCCAGUGGGAGAAGUCUUUCUUGGUGCUUUUCUUCAAGUGUUGUUCGACAGAUUGGCGCCACAUAAGCUGUCGCUCUUUCCAUGUGAAGAUGGGAUAUGUUCAGAGUUGAAGCAGUGGAAGCGAAAGUUUUUAAUGAUCCAGGCAGUGCUCAAUGAUGCGGAGGGGAAGCAAUUGAUGAACGAGGCGGUAAAAAUGUGGUUGGAAGAUCUCCAAGACUUGGCUUAUGAUGUGGAGGACAUCCUGGAUGAGUAUGCCACUCAGGUUCUAGAGCGGGAAUUGAUGGCAGAACAAUCGGCAAACAUAUUUGCUGAUUACUUCUCUUCUUGGACUCCAAGUUCUCUGAUUUCCCAGGCCGAAAUGAAGUCCAAGACAGAAGAGAUAACUUGUCGUUUAGAAGAUCUCUGUGAAGAAAAGAAUUAUCUUGGUCUGAAAGAGAUUGCUGGAGGCUCGUUUACUGUUGCAUGGCAAAGACCACCUAGUACAUGUGUGCCAACUGAACCAGCAGUUAUCGGAAGAGAUGCUGAUAAAGCCAAGAUACUUGAAAUGGUGUUAAGCAAUAAACGGAGUGGUGGCAGGUUUCAAGUAAUACCCAUCGUUGGCCUGGGAGGAGUAGGCAAAACAACACUCGCUCGGGAGGUGUACAAUGACAAGGCAGUGGCAGAUUUCAAUCCAAGAGCAUGGGCAUGUGUUUCGGAUGAUUUUGAUGUUCUGCGUAUCUCCAAGGCAAUUCUUGAGUCAAUCACUUCAUCAACUUGCACUCUAACGAACUUAAAUGAAGUACAGGUUCAGCUGAAAAAUAAUAUAGCUGAGAAAAAAUUCUUGUUAGUCUUGGAUGAUGUUUGGAGUAGGGAUUAUGACUUGUGGGAAGCCCUAAAAUCUCCGUUCUUGGCUGGAGCACCAGGAAGUAAAAUAAUUGUAACUACACGUAGCAAGGAUGUUGCAUCGAUAAUGGAACUAGAAGUAUGUUAUAACUUGGAGCUUCUGCCAAAAGAUGCCUGUUGGGCCAUAUUUGAGAACCAUGUAUCUAGGAGUAGAGUUAUUACUGCAGGAAAGAGUAUGGAAUUACUUCAGGAGAAAGUUGUUAAAAAGUGUAAAGGCUUGCCGUUGGCAGCAAGAACGCUAGCUGGCCUUUUACGCUCUAAGCAAAAAUAUGAUGAAUGGGUGGAUAUAUUGGACAGUGAAAUUUGGGAUUUGCCACAGGAAAGUAAUAUUCUCCCUGCAUUAAAAUUAAGUUAUUAUCAUCUUCCAUCACAUCUUAAGAGAUGUUUUGCUUAUUCUGCAAUUUUUCCGAAGGAUUAUGAAUUCAAGAAGGAAGAACUUGUACUUUUAUGGAUGGCAGAAGGAUUUAUUCAACAGUCAAACCAUAAAAAGCAACUAGAAGACAUAGGCGGCGAGUACUUUUGUGAGUUAUUGUCAAGGUCAAUUUUUCAACAAUUGAGUAAUGAUAGUUUGAAAUUUGUGAUGCACGACCUUGUCCAUGAUUUGGCCCAAUGGAUUUCUCGAGAAAUAAGCUUUAGAUUUGAGGAUGAAUCGAGUGUCAUGCAAAUAAAAAGAAGUGAAAGGAUUCGACACUGUUCUUACACAUUUAGAAACUAUGAAGUUGAGAAGAAUUUCGAAGUCUUUCGUGGAGCUGAGCAACUGAGGACAUUCCUGAAAAUAUUUUGGCCGCCAAAGUUAAAAUAUCAUAGGACUUAUGUAAGUCAGUCAGUCUUUCCAAAUUUAUUGCCAAAGCUCAGAAAAUUGAGAUCACUAUCUUUAAUAAAUUAUGAUGUGAUUGAACUACCUGACUCAAUUGGAGAUCUAAAACAUUUGAGGUAUCUCAAUCUUUCUAAAACUCAAAUCAGAAUUCUACCUGAGUCAACAAGUUCACUAUUCAAUUUGCAAAGUUUGUUACUAAGUUAUUGUUCUAGUCUUGAAAAGUUGCCUUUACAAAUGGGAGAUCUGAUCAACCUUCGUCAUCUUGAUAUUAGAGGUGCAAUACUUAUAGGAGAGAUGCCAUUAGGAUUGAAAAAAUUGAAAUGUCUUCAAACUUUAUCUAAUUUUGUUGUGGGGAAAGGUGUCGGAUCUAGUAAUUUGAAAGAUUUGAAAGAAUUAAAGUUUAUUCGUGGAGAACUUUAUAUUUCAAGGUUAGAGAAUGCAACUGAUUGUCAUGAAACAAGAGAUUCUAUAUUGUGUGAUAAGAAGGACUUAGAAGUGUUAGUGCUAGAAUGGAGUUCUUCUAUGCCCUCUCGAGAUGAAGAAGAGAAAAUUGUUCUCGACAUUUUACAACCCCAUAAAAAUCUGAAAGAGCUCACAAUCAAUAAUUUUGGUGGCAAAAAAUAUUCAUCUUGGAUAGGAGAUCCAUCAUUCUCUAAUAUGGUGGUUUUGACAUUGGAUGGAUGUGAAAGUUGCAUAACCUUGCCUUCGAUUGGGCUACUGGGCUCACUUAAAUACCUCACCAUUAAAGGGAUGAAAAUGCUUAAAAAAGUAGGCUGUGAGAUCUAUGGGGAGAGUUGCUCAGAGUGUUUUCAAUCAUUAGAGACACUUUGUUUUGAGAAUUUGCCGGAAUGGGAGCAUUGGGAUCCUUUUGAGGAAAAGUUGCAUGCUGAAAGUUUCUAUUGUCUCCGAAAGCUUUCCAUUAAACGAUGUCCCAAACUCUAUGGAAGAUUACCUAACCAUCUUCCUUCAUUAAAGGAACUUGUGAUUAGUGAAUGUGAGGAAUUUGUUGUUUCCUUCACAAGCCUGCCAAAGCUCUGCUGUUUAAAAAUAGAAGGAUGCAAACGCGUGGUAUGCAAUAGUGCAAUUGACUUCCAAACACUGAACCCUCUUCCUUUAUUGGAGACUGCUAUGAUUGAGGAAUGUGAGGAAUUAAUGGUUUCUUUCUCGACCCUUCCUGUUCUCCGCUCACUGGAAAUAAAUAGAUGCAAAGGAUCAGAUGUUGCUGUGUUUAGAAGUUGGUCAAAGGAGGAGUUUCAGAAAUUAGAAACUCUGAAAAUUGACGGUUGUGAAGAGCUCAGACAACUGUGGCCAAAUGUGAUAUGUCCUGAGAAGCCACCACAAGGGUUGGGGUUGGAUUGCUUUAUCUUGCUUAAAGAGCUAUAUUUGAGUGAGCUUCCAAGUCUAGUUUCGUUUCCAGAUGCUUCUCUUUCCAGUCUGACCAAAGUUCACAUUCGGAAUUGUGAAGCCAUAAAAUCUUUACAUGAAGGGUUGAAGCACAACAACGCACGUAUUCAGCACUUGGAAGUUUCUAGUUGUCCUUCUCUAAGAAGGAGGAUGGGGACAACACCGCUACAUCUCUUCUUUACGAGUUGA
This is a messenger RNA of Pistacia vera, 3294 nucleotides long. RefSeq names its product putative disease resistance RPP13-like protein 1. Gene Ontology annotation, molecular function: ADP binding. Gene Ontology annotation, biological process: defense response to other organism. The record is from RefSeq and is a predicted model, not a curated record. The transcript has 2 exons. NCBI's taxonomy places the organism in Eukaryota, Viridiplantae, Streptophyta, Magnoliopsida, Sapindales, Anacardiaceae. Bases 1 to 3294 code for a protein of 1097 amino acids.